CCCCACCCCCAGAAAGAUGAAGAGGGUCCCGUCCCUCUUGAGAGAAUGUGACCGAUCUCCGCACCGCAGGACCUUCACCGUAGUGGCAAAUAAACACUGCAGUGAGAGACCAGAGUAGAGAGACGAUGACUGAAGAAGAAGAAGAAGUCCCAUGACACCUGCCAGUCUUCAGUGCGAAUGUCUCCUCCGUCGUGCUCGUUCGUCCGAUCUGGAAUUCUCUCGGAUGUGUGAUGUGAAUUCUCCUCCUUUUUUCCAUUCGGAUUGUGCUGUGCCUUGAGUUGUGAUCUGGUUAAGGAGGGAAACUGGAUGCUGCAUCUACGUCUACUUGUAAACGAUAGUGUCUGUGGGAGGAAUUAUUGCUAAAGUUUCAAGUUUGCUACAAAAGUAGAGAAGAUGAAGUGAUUGAUCAACAAUGGUAUUUAUGAUCAAUUUUUGGAAAUAUCUCGUUGAAAAGUGUCACAAAGACACUGUGAGGGAUCUUUGGAUGCAAAAGAGAAUAUUGUACAAGUAGAUGAUAGUUCUGUGAUGUAGCUUUAUGUAUGGAACUAUGUGAUGGUUUGGCUGAUGUGUUAUGGAUGGAUGUUGGUUUGCAUUCUGUGGUGGGUGCUCUUUGGUGAAGUCAGUGCCUCAUUUCCUGAUGACCUCCUGACCAUCACCGUCCUCAUGACCCUCCAGUAUUCUUUGAUGCUGCUGUUCAUCAUAUCAGCCGCUCACCUUUACCACACUGUCCUAUCUCAUCCUGUUCGGGGAAUUGUGUCUAUUGGUAGCUGGUUGACGUGAUUGUCUUUUCCGAGUUCUGAACAUCGAACACCAUUGUUCACUUUAGUAUGGUGGUGUCUAUGGCUGGUGUGUUAGUGGCCCUGGCAGUUGUGGCAGGCCAUGUGUGGAUAGUUUAUGUUUCAGCUCCACAUCUUUUGCCACCAGAUGCUUGGCUUAUCACAGCCCUGGACCUUUUAGCUCAUUGGGCAUUAGUUUGGGAAAUAACCGCUUUCUGCAGUUUCUUAAAUGAUGUUGAAAUAAAGGGUAGUGGUGGUGGAUUUGUUGCUGAACUUCAGAACAGUUGGAUAUAGACUUCACCUCAUUGUCCUUCAAGACUGUAAACUACAAAAUUUUAUGUUGAAAAAAGUUAAGAUGGGUAAAAUUGGAAACCCGGAAAACAUUUUGGUGUGGGUGGUGCUGUGUGUGCAUAAAUUGUAAUCAUAAGCCUCUUGUUGGUUCUGGUAAUUGCAGAAUUUCAGGAAUGGCAGAAACAAAGCUUGCAUCUCAGGAAAGCUUGAAUGGAUCAAAAGAAAUGCACUCAUUAGAAAUGAAUUUGGAUCCAGGUCCUCCAGACUCUGAUUCUGUCACCUUUGGGAGUUUUAAUGACUCACAAGGUGGCUUCUAUGCCAGGAGGGCCAGUGAGAGUCGAGUUAAUCAUUCGGUUCAGGAAUCCAGGUCAUCCACUCCUACCUCAGGAACAGAUUAUCAGUCUUGUAGCAAUCCAUCCACGCCUGAAAAAUCUCGGUCAUCUGAAAAACUUGAUCCACCAACUGCUACUUCGGAAGCAGUCUCUAAUGUGAAGAUGAGUGCCAAUAUUGCUAAUAAACUUAGUCAGAUGCGGGUCUCAAUGGAAAACUUGGAUGACUUGUCACAGAGUAGUUUUGAGGAAGUAGACUCACUUGAAACUCAAAAUUGUGCGCGCCAUCGUGAUUCUUUUUCGGGAGGUGGCUCCCCUCUGGCAUCACGGAAGCAGUCUCUGAAGGCGACGCUUCGUCAAGUUUUCCCAUAUGUUUCCUGCCUCCCUUUUGAAAACAACAUAGUAUUUUGUUUUGUUUUAUCAGUAUGGGAUAAUAUUGUUGGCCCCCAAACAGUGUAUGUGUGGAAAAGAAAGUCAUUUCCCUCUCAGAAAACAUUUGAUGGCCUUCUAGAUGAAAGUGAGGGAAUAGAAAUAGCUGAGGAAAGUGUAGAACUAGAGAAGGCUAGAAUGCGUUUGAAACGGAUGUCCAAGCAGUUGGAAGGACAAGAGUCAGCCUCUAGUUCUGGGAAAGAAAAUAGUAAGCAUGACCAGAAAAGUCAUUCAAAAUACAAGCCCCGUAGAAUGAGUGGUUCAUCUAGUCAUUCAGAAAAUCACUCUCCCUCUCAUUCUGAAAAAACUUCUGGUCCUGCAGGGACAAAAACAUCUGCUAGCAGGAGAGAGCAGUUUUUCUUGCGUAGUAAGCCUAGAACUUCAACCCCAGAAAUGAAAAUAGAAAGUGGAAGCUUUAGCAACUCCAACAAUGAUUGUGUUGGAUCUAGAGUAUCUGUAUCACCUGGGGAUGAGGUUGGUUUUGGAAACAGAACCCCCCCGCAAGCGUCUGGCUUUGUGGAGGAAGAAAGCAUAGACUGUAAAAAAUCCAAAGCUCCAUCUCUAGUGAAUUUCGAGACUACAUCUGUAGACAGCACCAGUUUGUACGAUUCUGAUGGCCAAGAAUUAACUGGAAGUUGGGCGUGUGGUCGUAGCCGGUUGCGAAUGGCAACAGUUGUACGGUAUGUGACGGAACACAGUGUUGCUGUGGGUCAAGUUGGCCUGGCCUCGGAAAAAAUCACAUCGUCGCUUCUGGUGGUCCCUCAUCAGGGCAUUAUUAUUGUAGCAGCUCGAUUCACCGUUGUGGAAGAUGAUUGUGCUGUACCUUACUGCUUGUCAAUGGUUGUCCCGUUAGAAGAAUAUGAUUACUUCCUUCCCCUCACUCAGCCAGUUACUACUUGGCUUAUUACAAUUGCUGCUUCUACCAGAUUGCUCAUAACAAAGCAUGGCCUUGAGGGUGGAGGUCGUGUGAAGAGCAAGCUGGUCGAGCUCUGUGAUGUUUUAGUGGCCUUACGCAGUGCUAGUCUGGAUCAGUACCCACUCACCCCUGCUGGCCGGCCUCCAGAUGACCGACGAUUAGCUGAAAUCAUCCUCACCUCUCAUCUUCAAACUUUAGGCUCAACAGUGGUUGUUGCUGAUUCUCCAAAUGCAGCUAACAAGGUGGUCAUGUGGAUUGCUCAGUUUUCUGAUCCUGCAGACCUGCAUAUUUCUCGACUUUGCUUAUCAUAUACUCAGUGGCCAUUCCAUCCAGGAUUAUCCAUCCAGGGUAUUGUAAGAAGUGCUAAUGGUGAAGUCAAUUUGACGGCUCAAAAGUUAAUCCAGUCUUCCCGUCCACUGACUGUGGUAGACAUUAAUCGGGGCACGGUCAAACAAACUGGUGCCCCUGACGUUCAUGCUCGUCGCAAUUCCUCUGCCUUACACCAAGAACUUCUUUCCCUCUGGCAUGAUCUGCCAGAUGUAUCCGCUCCCUCAGAAAGUCUGCUGGAGCCUGUGCGAGGAGCAUCAUCCUUGGUGAAGAAGUUUUUGCAGGAUUAUGAUCGUCUAAGCUCCUGUGAUAAUUCUGUUCGUCAGACUUUUAUUCAAGCCUUCCUGCGGUCUCUUCAGUACACAGCACUAGCUAUAAUCACUUGGACUCAGCAAGAAUGGGCAAUCCAGCGAAAACGUUCUGGUUAUGGGUCAUUAAGGCGAGCUCUCUGCUCUAUUUUUGAUUUAGACGAGUGUGAUCUGCGAAUCCUUCUGGCACAGGCAGAGCUCUUACAGCCUGGAUUUUAUACGUACGUCAUGAUGUAGAUGGUUCUCCAUUGAAAGAGUGGUCAAGAGUCCGUAAUGUUAAAUGCAACAAAAAUUGAGAAUGGAAAAGUUUCCUUUUGUUAUUUGUUUUUGGAUAUAAAUUUUUACUCGUGCAAUUUUUCUGAGAAAGUAUGAACUGGAUUUUUAUGCUUUUGGAUGCUAUCUUUUAGGAUUUGCUUGCCAUGCUCAAAAGUUUAUAAAGCAAUUCUAAAACUAGUUUAUGCAAUAUUAGAUUUAAGUAGAUAGUAAGGACAGAAAUUUGGCCUGAACUCUCUAAGUCAGCAAAAUGGCGUUUGAAUUAAACGGUGGCAUGUUAGUGUUAAGUUUUGAAUUUAAAGAGAGCUCUAUUUCUUUAGUUUUUCUAGUUGUUAUUAGUAGAUUGUCAUCCUUUCAAAAGCAUUUUUACUGCAAUUGACAAAUUUUAUUUACUUUCUAGGGUAGGUCAUCACUCAUUUUAGAGAGAUUCAUUUUAAUGAAGCCACGUUGAACCUGAUGGUAGUUUUGUAAGUGGAGUUGUAGCCAAGGUCAUCUUUUAGUGUGCAGAGCAGAAACAAACUUUACCAAAGAAGUAAAUUAAUGGAUAGUUUCCUUGUUUGCUCUGCCAUAGCUUUCUUGGUACGAAAUGUAGUUCCUUUGUGUAUACACACGGUUUUUUCACUAGCUUGUUUUAAUGCUUAAUUCUGUUGAGGAAAUUGCACUUUCUAAGACAUUCCUUCCAUUGCAGGCAUGCAUAUAUACUUUACUGUACGAGUAGGUUUUUACAAUUACUCUUUUUACACUUGCUGAUGAGAAUUUAAUUUUAUAUGUAGAAUAUAUAUAUAUGAAAUGUUUAAAGACAGUCCUCUUUGUUUACAGAGUGUAGGGCACUCAUGGUCCAUAGAAAGUGUGCUGUGUGAAUCUAGAUUUUUACUUGAAAAUUUCACAGUAAAAAAAUAAGCUGCAAUAUUUGCUAAAGGUCACAGUAUGGUAAAAAUAUUUAGAAUUAAGAUACUUUUGGUGUAGUGUACACUAUUUUGCUGAAGAAAAUCACUCUCUACAUUCACCAGGAGUAGCGCAUGCAUUUAAUUGUGGCUUGGAGAUUUUAUUAGUUUUAUGAUAAAGUUGGCUAUAAGAUGUUGAUUUAGUUAAGGUAGAUUUAAUUGCUUAAAAAAGAUUUUAAUUAGGGACCUAACUAGCAUAUAAUUUAAAAACUUGAUAUAGUAAUAUGAGAAUUCGAAAAGAAAACUAAUAUUUUUUUUUAUUAUUUUUCCUUGUUCCUAAUAGUAUGUGCAAAUGCUUAGUAGUACUUUCACUUUUGAUGCUUGACCAUUAAUUUCUUCUUAUGAGCUGAUGAUUGAGGUCUUGAUCAAAGACUACAAGAAUGAGCUGCAAGCACGGCCAGCCAGACCUUGACAAGUAUGCCAAGGUGGAUUGAUGUUCAGCAUAAACAAAUAACAUUAGGGUCGACACAACAUGAAACAACGCUGCCCAAAAUUCACCAGCACCAAAAGCAAUUCAUUAUAAUGUCACUGUUUAUAAGUUAUCAGUGUAAGUCACAGAUUCACUGGUUAUCAAACAGAACAAGUGAAAACAUGCUCUAAGUACAGUGGAACCCCCUCCCCCACCCCCGCAUUGGCAUUCGCGUUCUCCCAAUUCACUGACUCCAGGAUUUCUCCCAUUAUUCGCAGGAAAUUUGCUAGUUUUCUAUGAGAAAUAUCCACAAAUUCCUAGUUUUUAUUUUUUUUAUGUAUUUAUUUUUUUUUUUUUUUUCAUCAUAAAAUGCGCUUUUUGUGAUAAAACUAUUAAAAAACCAGGUAUAAAAAAUUCUAGUGGGUUUUUCUUGAGUUUUACCUACCAAAAUAGGCUGUUUUCAGCAUUUUUAUAGGGGUUCCAACUAUUUGCGGAUUCUAAACUUUCACGGGGGGGGGGUUUCAGAUACGCAUCCCCCGCGAAUACGGGGGACCACUGUAACCCAGUUUUAUUUAAUUAGGGCUUUCUUGAGUACAAUGUUAAAUAUAUUGUAAUAAGUGAAGAACUAGUAUACCAAAAGUGAAAAAGUAAUGGCUCAGACUCUCCUAAGAAACAAAGUUGAAGUUAUUCUCCCAAGAAUAUGCGAAAAGGAUGCAAAUGGAUUAAAUGUGGAAUCGGUAACCUUGCAAGAGGAGAGUAUCACAAGACGACAACCAAACUCUCAUUAAUAAAGAAAACAUGGUGACUAUUUCAAACAAGGCAAUGAACUGAAUGAACAAAUGAAAAAUUAGGAAAAUAGAUCCAAGCUUGGAAAUAGGGCAUGUGAAUUCCACUGUGCACAUCAGUAUAAUCCAUAAAGGUGUUCUUUUCCAUUUACUACAGAGUUAGAUGUGAAAGGAAUUUUAUCCAUUGAGACACUGUGCUCUUUUGUAAUUAAUGAUUAUCCUGUCAGGUCUUAAUCUGUGCCCUAUUUCCAUGAUUUCCUCGGCUUUCCUAUGGGUCCUUCAUCCAGCUAAUUUCAGGUUGACUGCCUCUCUGGCUAUCAGUUCCUCAUCCUAUCACCUCGUAUAUCUAAACCGUGUCAGUCCUUGAAAUGUUUUUUUCUUGCAACUCAAUAACAUAUUGCUUCACAAUUUCCCAGUUCAUAAUGUAAAAAUCUCUGCUUUCUGUCGGUGACCAUGUUUCUGCUUCAUAGACUAGUACAGACUAGAUACACAUUCUUUCUGAUCUCUUUCAAUGGGAUAUUUCCACUAAUCUAGCUGUCUUAGGUAAUGUAAAAAAUGUGGAGGUCUUUCAUUGUAAUGAUAUUUGUCCCUACAAAACCUGGCAAAAAAUUGUCUGUUGGCUAAAUUUUCAUAUUACAAUUACGUACGUAUUUAGUUUUCUUCGUCUUCCUUUCAACUUGCUGUGUUGAAAUAGCAGCUACUAUUUAUAUUAGGCUCAGAGGUGUAGAUAAACUAAUCCUUUAUAAAAUAAUAUUUUUAUCCCAUUAAAUUUUGUACAGUAUUUCUUUUUAGCCUUCCCCAUUGAAAUACUCUGUUAAGAUACCAUUGUGUUUUGUUAUUCCCAUCUGUAAUGAUGAUGCUGUUUGAUGUAUUUUAGUUUUUUCUUCUGUGGUUUGGACAAGAUUCUCUUAAAAAUUUCUCUAACCUCAUUGAAAUUUCAGAUACUGAAAGCAUUCCACAAGCUGUAAAACGGGAGCAUUUUUGUCAUUUGCGAUUCCUCUUAAUACUUAAUUGCAUGUGUACCUGAUCAGUAACCAAAGUAGAGUUGUCAGUUUUUUGGGAGCAUUUAUGUCAUUUGCGAUUCCUCUUAAUGCUUAAUUGCAUGUGUACCUGAUCAGUAACCAAAAUAGAGUUGUCAGUUUUUUGGCAUGUUCGGGAUACCAUGUACAUCAUGUAAUCCAGUGAAUAUUAAAAGGUUAGGUUAAUUUUUGCAGUGGUAAAAUUAAUAUUAGGUUCUUUACCAGAGUAAUUGGUUUGGGAGAGGCUGCUGUAAAUCAGGCUUUCAACAAUCUGGUUCAGUAUCCCUAGUAUAGUUAUGAACUUUUCUUGUAGGAGAAUAAAAACUUAUUUUUGCCUCCAUCAUUACCCAAAAUCCAGAGUUUUGCUUGAAAAAGGCUUGAACCAACUACCUGGAUAGGUCCAGGCCUAUAUCCAUUUAUAAUUUCUUUGACUGCUCGAUGUGGGGUAUGUUGUACGUAUUUGAUUUGUAAUGAGUUUUUAAAUCUCUCUACUUUUUCUUGCAUUUUUCCUCCUACCAUACAUGUACCAAAAAGAGAGUAAUUAGUAAUUUACAAAAUAUCAGGCCCAAAAGUACUCAUAGAAAUUGUUUAUAAAUACUUGUGUAUAGAUGUGAUGUCAUUCCUUUGGAAAUUUCUCCUCUUGCAUUUGUUAGCUUCUUACAGCUAGCUGUUUGCUGUUUGCAACUGAAGCUUUCUUUGUCCCACAGCUCAUUUAUGAAGAAAUAUUGCUGGCCAGCCAUAGCUAUCUAGACAAAUACUGUAUGCAGUUGUAUAGUUCAACUACUGUACUGCUGUAAUAAUUGGAAUGGAUUAUUUUGAAGUACUUUUGACUUUGGAAAAUUCAUUCACUGUGAUGUAUGGUCAUGUAGCAUGAGUAGUGUGUUUACACAAGUCUUUUCCCAAAUUUAGUUUUUUUAUCCAGUGUAAAAUUUGCAUUGUUGGAAGAGUUUGUAGUCUUUACUGCAGCCUUCUUUUAAAGACAAAUUGAAAUUUGGAAUGUGUACAUAGAGUGUGAUGUAUUUUUGUAGACUUUUGCUUAUGUAUCAUGUUUAGGUUGUUAUAAAGUAUGUAGUCACUCCUUGUUGGUAGUGGCAGUGUAAGAGAGGUUUCAGUACAGUUACCAUAUUAUGAACCAUUUCACCGUAGUAGUGCAUGGUGUUAAAACAAUCUUGGCACAAGUAGUCAUUAAAACUAACUUGCAUCUUUUUUUGGGUCAGCUGCUUUCCCUUUUUCUCUUGAACUUAAAAAAAAAAAAUUCUUACUGUCCCAAUAACUAGCAUAUCAUAGGCAAGUUUUGACCUUUUAGUGCAGCUUUUCCAUAACAUGAUUGCUUAGUUGCUUUACCUGCAAACUUUCAGAUAUGCAACGUUGUCUUGUAUUAGGAUUUGGAUUAAUGUUGGCGACAUUUGGCUUUUCUUAAAUAUGCACCAGCCUAUUCUAUGAUUUUGCCUCCAUUAUGCAACUGAAUUGUAUAAGCAUUGUUACUGUAAAAGGGAUCGUGUAAAAUGAGCAAUUUCAUCUUGUUAUAAAGUUAUGGGCAUAAGUUGAGAGCUUACCAUCAAGAGAUGUUAACUAAGGGAGUAAAAACUUAUUUGCUCUUACAAGUAAAAAUAAUUUCUUUUAACAGUAAAUGUCUGCUUCAUGAUCAUCAAAUAAGAAUGUCAAAAAAGUGUAUCCUUGUGGAAAUGAAUACAAAUUGUAUUUGGUUAUAUCUGACCUGGUAAAUGUUUUCAGAUCUUCCUUGGAGAGGGUUUUAGCAUAAAGGUAAUCUCAUUUCAUUAGACCUUUUUCCUGUCAUGUUUUCCUGCAUAUUUUAUUGUCUUUUACAUGAGCUUUAAAUAUUCUUUACAUUACUUCAUCUUUUCUAAUUGUUAAGUUUGAUAAGAAUUUUAUUUUUUCUCGUAUGUAGUGUAAACAUUCAAAAUUUAAUGCUGUAGUGAGCAUUGUAGUUUUUUUCACUGAAGGAACACUAGAUAUCUUUUGAGAACUUAUUUUUUCAAAAUUUUAAAAAUCUUAGGUCCCUUCACACUGUAUUUCAGUACAUUUCUCAAUAUAAGAUAUAAAUAGGAUAGGUGUUGCAAAAUAUUACUUAGAAGAAUUGUAAAGUUUAGCAACAUUAAAUUUGUAAAGAAUUUUAGUGCCAAUUUGGUGUAUUCGUAUUCAGUACAAUAUUUAUGUCUACCAAAGAUUUUAAUUAUAAAAAUGUAGAUCUCUUCAUUACUGCAGAUAUCUAUUUGCAUGUAGUCAUUACUACUACAGGUUAUUAUCUUAAGGUAGUUUAACCAGGUAUUGGUAAUUUUAUUGGCUUUCAAUUGGGUUUGGGUCUUGAUUUUCUAUUGAUCAUACAAAUGACUAUAUUUUCCCUUUACAUACAACAAGUUUUUUUAGUAGUACAGUUCUAGAUUCAGUUUCAAAAUUAACUUUGGAAAGAAUUUGACAAAUUAUAGCUCCUGUCUAUUUUGAGCCUUGCCAAAUCUUGUGACAGCUCUAGUUAUGGUUUUAACACUGUUGAUAGGUUUUCCAACCAAUAGUUUUUUUUCUAAUCUCGAAAGAUGGGUAUGAAAGGUUCCACACUUGCUUGUUUAAAUGUGAUACAGGUGAACAGAGUAGACUGUAAUAUGAAUACAAAGAUGACAUUGCUUCUUGAAAAUGUAAAGUAUGUGGCUAAAUGUUUUACAAUUUAAGAGAUCAAGGAGGAUCAACCUUUAUUUCAUCUUGACUUCAAUAUUGCAGGGUUUCAGGGUUCCCAUUAUUUUGUGUGUCAGCAUGAUUUUAAAAGCACUUUCAACUUUUGUCUGUGAAAUAUAUAUGCAUAAAACAGUGCCACAUUGAAAGCUACCGUAUUGUUCUUUACGCAAAGUACUGCACACUGCUAUGUGGGAAGCAAUGCAGAAACUCCAGUUUUGUUAUCACAUAGGUGGAAUCACGAUGUUAUUACGACGUGUUUGAUGUCUUUUCAUGAAUGCUAAUUCAUUUAAGUUUCCUCCUUACCUUGACCUGUUUCAAACUUUCAGUAUGUAUCUAGUUUUAGAAAUUAGGCAUUGGCUAUGACUUCAUAAAGGGUAUUAAACCUUGAAGUACACAAGUUGUAUAAUGAAAUUAAUAAAUUCUAGAUUACAUGAAUAGCAGAUAGUUAUCAUGGCAAAUUAAAUACCCAACAAGGUGUUAAUUCAUGUUCAGUAUUUCCUCAUUGCUUUGUAAUUAGCAUUACACUAUUUUAAUUAAAAUUUUUAUAUGCAUAGCUGUUGUUUUGAUGAUGAAGAAUGGAAGUAAUUGAAAUAGUUUAGAUACAGCCUGGCGCACUUAUGUUUCGAGGGAUCUACUGAAGUUAGUGGUUGGUUGUGCAAUGAAAGUAGUGUGUUCUUGAGCAAAUUAGUAUUUGCUUGCAAGUUACAUGUGCAGUUUGAAAAGUCAUGAAUAGUUUUGUAACAUCAGGGUCAUUUCUGUUACACAGUUUUGCUAUUUUUUUGUUUAUUUUCAUCAAUUUUAUAUUGACAUCACAUUCGUUGUAAGAGGAAGUAAGCUAGAUUAAUUCUGCUUUGUCAAAAUCUUUUAGAGCCUGUUCAUUUUUUAAAAAUUUCAUAUAUAUCAACCUGUGGUGCACAUUUUUUCAUUUUGUGAUCAAAUUUCUUUAUAAAACAGUAGAAAUUGAGAACUGUAAGUAACUCCUAUAUUACGUUAAAAAAAUAAAGCUUGUUUGGAUGAUAUUUUAACAUUCAGCGUGAGUUAUUGCUUGCAACCCAGAUUAUAAAUGAGCGUCCUAAUUUCAUUUAGAAUUAGUUUUGUUGAAAAAUUUUUUCCUGGCCCUGAUAUGACCCAAACUGAACUGAACUUGCUUCUGGGCUAUGAGAGAUUAUCCCCAUGUUUGUUAUAGGGUGGUUAUCUCUUACCAGAUAACACUCCUGGCUUGUCCCACAGCAGUAAUAAUGCCCUAGUUGUAAUUUCUUCUUAUCACCAUUGAAACUUUGUUGGUAAAAGCAGUCCGCUACAGAACUUAAACUCAGCUUACCUAGAUAUGACAUAUCAACCCCUACUGCUCUCUCAAAUACUGCCUAACAAAUAGUUGCAAGCUGUGUAAUACUUCACGUCCUCUAUUUUAUCUUGUGUAGAAAAAGAUUAAUUGCAGUUUUGAAUCUCUCAUUUUUAUUGGUUCUCUUUACUGUCAUUGGGAUACUAACUGCAAAAGGAUCCCAUGGCAAGUAGCAGAGGAAUCCUUAAUUCCAGUGAAUCCUGACACUAUGAAGGUGCAUGCAGAUUUUUUAAUAAGUGGGCAAAUAUUCUGUGAUUAUAUGCCUUACAUCCACUGUGAAGUUCUGCCCGUUGAGCUUUUGAAUAUUUUUUUUAAUUGUAGGAUUUAAAUAGCAUAAUCAUCUGCAUUGUUCUAUGGCUUGUAACUGCAGUUUGAUGGCAUUCUUGUUUAUCUCUUGAGAAAUAAAAAGUUGUUAUUGUA
Messenger RNA from Macrobrachium nipponense, 11256 nucleotides. RefSeq lists its product as uncharacterized. Gene Ontology annotation, cellular component: autophagosome; endosome. NCBI's taxonomy places the organism in Eukaryota, Metazoa, Arthropoda, Malacostraca, Decapoda, Palaemonidae. The record is from RefSeq and is a predicted model, not a curated record. The transcript is spliced from 10 exons. Gene Ontology annotation, biological process: endocytosis; autophagy. Gene Ontology annotation, molecular function: guanyl-nucleotide exchange factor activity. The coding region runs from base 1241 to 3613 and encodes 790 amino acids.